Messenger RNA from Cinara cedri, 407 nucleotides. The record is from the annotation of a GenBank genome assembly. NCBI's taxonomy places the organism in Eukaryota, Metazoa, Arthropoda, Insecta, Hemiptera, Aphididae.
AUGUUUGGCGUAGUAAAAAAUACUGAAGCUAAUAAAUGGAGAAUAAGAAAGAACGAGAAACUAGAAAUUAGAAUCAUUGUAACUGAACAUCGUAAAAACCAUCAGAAGUAAGAGAUUAUAUAAUGGACAAAACACACGUCUGUAGAAGCCAACACGCAUUACUUCAUACAGUUCUGGAAAAAGACCCUAUAGAAAAAAAAAGCCCUUUGAGAGUCCGAGGUAAGGCGGGAAGACGUAUAAUCAAGAAAGAUGUGGAAGUACUAAGAAGAGAAUUAGAUUGGGAAACACGAGCAUCAGAAAGAAAUGACCGGAUGUAUGGAUGUUUGACGCGGUGGUUCAAGACUAGGUCUUCUAAUGGCCACAUUAUUUGUAUUCUGAAGAAGAAUAAACAGCAAUUGUUAUCUUGA